CCGCAGGGAUGGAGGACCCCAGGAAUGUUGGUAGUUCUAGGGAGGUCAGGAGCGCUGCCCUCCGGGGGCGUGUGGCCACCGCGUGGGGACUCAGUCUUCCUGAGAGUAAGGAGAGAUUCUCUUGCUGCGGCUGAGUGCACUGGCUUUGGGGUUGGAGCCCCCGAAACCUUUUGGGGGAAGUCUGUAUCCCUAGUUCAAGGAAGGCUGUGCACCCGUUUCGGGGCCAGGCUCUGUUGGGGAAGACUCAAGAGUUGAGUCCUUAAGAACUAUAUUACGAUUUUGAGGAAACCCUGGGAUUUAGGGAGAAGUUAGAGAAGGUAGAAAGGUUCUCUCUGUGUUUCAGUAGCGAGAGUGAGGGGGGUAAGAGAGAGAGAGCCUGACACAGGGAAUCUUCCAAACCUUAUGGCCUAAAGGAAACAAUCUACUAAUUCCUCCUGGGGAAUGAAGGACUGGAAAGAUGUGAGAGGAACGGGACGGGGCUAAAAGGCAGGAAAGAAGAGCCCAGGCAGAUGCCCUUUCCCUAGGUAUUUACACCAAAGUUGGAGGAGAAGACAGAUAGCUACUUUGGACCUGUUGGUAAUGAUGGCCUGAGCUAAACACCUCCUAAUUAGAAGGGAUACCCUUCCCUUACAAAGGGCAGGAUGCUGAGGAAGCUAUGGCAAGUGAUUGGAGUUGUGCUUCAAGAAUUUCAGCAGUUCAGCAGUAUUUUAUCUGCUAACAAUAAGCUCUUUACUUGAUUGCACCAUGAGAAAGCUGCUAAUGAGACUUGACGAGCACAAAAAUGGACUUGAAGAACCAAAAGCCAUUGUUUUUAUAUGAAGAAUACUGAACAGUUUUAAGCCUCAAUGUUUUUAAAUCAUCACUGAGAUUUUCCCCAUAACAUCAGAAUGGCAAGCAGGCGAAAAUCAACAAUACCGUGCAUGGUCCUUGCCAGUGAACAAGAUCCAGACCUUGAAUUGAUAUCGGAUUUGGAUGAAGGUCCUCCUGUACUUACACCUGUAGAAAACACCAGAGCAGAGAGUAUCUCAAGUGAUGAAGAAGUUCAUGAAUCUGUGGAUUCUGACAAUCAGCAAAAUAAAAAGGUUGAAGGUGGCUAUGAAUGUAAAUAUUGUACUUUUCAAACUCCAGAUCUAAAUAUGUUUACUUUUCAUGUGGAUUCAGAACAUCCCAAUGUAGUGCUAAAUUCAUCCUAUGUUUGUGUUGAAUGCAAUUUUCUUACCAAAAGGUAUGAUGCACUUUCUGAGCAUAACCUGAAAUAUCACCCAGGAGAAGAGAAUUUUAAGUUGACUAUGGUGAAACGUAAUAACCAGACAAUCUUUGAACAAACAAUAAAUGAUCUGACUUUCGAUGGUAGUUUUGUUAAAGAGGAGAAUGCUGAGCAAGCAGAAUCUACAGAAGUUUCUUCUUCAGGAAUAUCUAUCAGUAAAACUCCUAUCAUGAAAAUGAUGAAAAAUAAAGUAGAGAACAAACGGAUUACAGUUCAUCAUAACUCAACUGAGGACGUUCCUGAAGAGAAAGAGAAUGAAAUCAAAUCAGACCGUGAAGAAAUUGUAGAAAAUCCAAGUUCUUCAGCUUCUGAAUCUAAUACAAGUACUUCCAUUGUGAACAGAAUACAUCCAAGUACUGCCAGCACGGUAGUGACACCAGCAGCAGUUCUUCCUGGAUUAGCACAGGUGAUAACUGCUGUGUCAGCUCAGCAGAAUUCUAACUUGAUUCCCAAAGUCUUAAUCCCCGUUAAUAGCAUUCCCACCUAUAAUGCCGCAUUGGAUAACAACCCCCUUUUACUUAACACCUACAACAAAUUCCCUUAUCCAACAAUGUCAGAAAUUACAGUUCUUUCUGCUCAAGCAAAAUAUACAGAGGAACAGAUCAAGAUAUGGUUUUCAGCCCAACGCCUAAAACAUGGUGUUAGUUGGACUCCUGAGGAAGUAGAGGAGGCAAGAAGAAAACAGUUCAACGGAACAGUGCAUACUGUACCUCAGACCAUAACUGUUAUUCCUACACACAUUUCUACAGGGAGCAAUGGUUUACCAUCUAUUUUACAGACGUGCCAAAUAGUUGGUCAACCAGGCCUGGUCCUUACUCAAGUAGCUGGAACAAACACCUUGCCAGUAACAGCACCUAUAGCCUUGACGGUGGCAGGGGUUCCAAAUCAAACACAUGUACAGAAAAGUCAGGUACCUGCUGCUCAGCCUAAUGUGGAAACAAAGCCAGCAACAGCAGCAGUUCCAACUUCUCAAAAUGUCAAACAUGAAACUGCAUUGGUAAACCCUGAUUCAUUUGGCAUUCGGGCAAAAAAGACUAAAGAGCAACUUGCAGAAUUAAAAGUUAGCUAUCUUAAAAAUCAGUUUCCUCAUGAUUCAGAAAUUAUCAGACUUAUGAAAAUAACAGGCCUCACAAAAGGAGAGAUUAAAAAGUGGUUUAGUGACACAAGGUACAACCAGAGAAAUUCAAAGAGUAAUCAGUGCUUACAUCUCAACAACGAUUCCUCUACCACCAUUAUUAUAGACUCCAGUGAUGAAACCACGGAAUCCCCAACGGUUGUUACUUCACAGCAUAAGCAAUCCUGGAAUCCUUUUCCUGACUUUACUCCCCAAAAGUUUAAAGAGAAAACUGCAGAGCAGCUUCGUGUCCUUCAGGCAAGUUUUCUCAACAGCUCCGUACUUACAGAUGAAGAAUUAAAUAGGUUAAGAGCGCAAACCAAACUUACCAGAAGAGAAAUCGAUGCUUGGUUUACAGAGAAGAAGAAAUCAAAAGCUUUAAAGGAAGAGAAAAUGGAAAUAGAUGAAAGUAAUGCAGGCAGUUCCAAAGAAGAAGCUGGGGAAACUUCUCCCGUAGAUGAGGCUGGUGCACCUAAGUCAGGGAGUACUGGCAAGAUAUGUAAAAAAUCACCUGAGCAGUUGCACAUGCUUAAAAGUGCAUUUGUUCGAACACAGUGGCCAUCACCAGAAGAGUAUGAUAAGUUGGCCAAAGAAAGCGGGCUUGCUAGAACAGAUAUAGUUAGUUGGUUUGGGGACACCCGUUAUGCUUGGAAAAAUGGAAACUUGAAAUGGUACUACUACUAUCAAAGUGCCAAUUCAAGUAGUAUGAAUGGUCUGUCUUCCCUUAGGAAAAGAGGGAGAGGGAGACCCAAAGGACGGGGAAGAGGAAGACCGCGUGGGCGGCCUAGAGGAAGCAAAAGAAUUAACAACUGGGACAGGGGACCGUCACUCAUAAAAUUUAAAACUGGAACUGCAAUCCUUAAGGAUUAUUACCUGAAGCACAAAUUUCUUAAUGAGCAGGACCUUGAUGAACUUGUUAACAAAUCACACAUGGGCUAUGAGCAGGUCAGAGAGUGGUUUGCAGAAAGACAGAGAAGAUCAGAAUUAGGUAUAGAAUUAUUUGAGGAAAAUGAGGAGGAAGAUGAAGUUAUUGAUGACCAGGAAGAAGAUGAAGAAGAAACAGAUGAUAGUGACACUUGGGAACCCCCACGACAUGUGAAGCGGAAGCUUUCUAAAUCAGAUGACUGAAAUCUGCCUAAAACGUUGAAGGAGAAUCAAUUCUUCAACUCAAGAUGUCUGAUUUACUGUGAAUGGGCCCAAUCUUUGAUGACACUGAAAACGUUUUGGGGCAUAUACACUCUCAAAAACCAGGAUCCAAUACCCAAAAGAAACGGAACUUAAUGUUGUGCCAAAGUUAAACUACUGCAGUUGGCGGAAGUUCUGCAAUGUAAAUAGAACACUAAUUAAAAAACAACUUGUAAAAAUUCAAAUUUUAAUACAGUACAUUUUUAUUCUAAUAUGAUGGAGACAUUCUGAAUCUUAGACUUUCUGAGGGGGUUUAAUGACCACUAGAGCUUGUCCUCAUAUUUUGUCCAGCUUAAUACUAUGUGUCUAGUAAGAUGGACUUCAUUGCCUCUAUGCUUUGAUAUGUGAAUAAGCUUAGAACUUUGAGUGACCAAACACAGAGUAAAAAUUGUUAGAAAUGGGAAUAAAAAACCAAACCCUGAUUUAUUUCUAUGUCUUAUUUAUUAGGCCCUACACUAAGAUUAAAAGUUGUGCAUGAACUUAUACAAUUUUAAGUGUAAAAACAGCUUAUUUACACGUUGAAACAAUAAGAUUUUCUGGUAUCAUUGGCCCUUAAUAAUUGGAUCUUUCAUUUAAUUAAACACAUUCAUGGAUACCACUAUUUCUACUUAUAAUUCUCCUGUUACUUUUUUCAUUAGAAGCUGAUUUUAUUUUUAUUAAAUGAAAGAGAAUAUUGAAGAAGGAAAAUAAACUGGCAUGAGAAUUUGGACAGGGUGAAACUCUGAAAUAAAUAUUGCACCAAAAAUGUGAAAAAGAAUCAUGUAGUAAAUAUAUACUUAGUGUUUUCUUACAAUCAUGUGGAAAUCAGAUAUGUUUGUACAGGUGUCAGAUCAGGAUUUUCAAGAAUUAUCUUUCGGUGAAAUUCUAUUUCAUAUAACAAUUUCAUUGAAUAGAGAAAAAAUUCUGAACUGAUCAUAAUGAGUUAAAAGUUAGCUUUUCAGUUAUAAAUCAUGGGAGCGUUAACUGUUAACUCUUGCCAUAUCAGGACACUGAAAGUUCAUACUAACUUAUAAACUUUGUAAAGACAGGUGCUGUUGAUUUAUGCUGAGAAGAACCCUUUCUUUUGUGACCAUAGGACCACUUUUCAAAAUGUGCUUUCUUCAUAGAAGAAAUAUUCGGUUUAAUUAGCUUUGGAUUUUAACAUGUUUUUCUGAAUGACAAGCUGUAGUAGGCUUGGCCAGUUUAUUUUAUCUAAUAUAAUGAAUAAUAAAUAUUAAGCUCUUGGUUAAAUGUUUGUCAGCUAAUGAAAAUGUUAUGAAAAAGCCUUGAAUAUGCAUGCUGCUUUCAUUUUUAUAAACUUUUUAUUUUUUAACUAUAGCUUUAUUAGUAAUUCCAAAAUGCUGCAAUUUAGCUGAUUUCUUCACUCAGACAGCUGGCUUUGUGGGUGGCUUUUUUCAUACUACUGUUAACUUUUUUAAAAAAGAAGCAAUGUAAAGACUUAACAAUUGAAUGCACUAAGCUGUUUUUUCUUUUACAUGUUUAAAAACUUCUUAAAGCACUCUGUAUUAUAAUGAUUAAAUUGCUCCCUUUUUUAAACCAUUGCUAAUGUGGUCUGAGUUUUGUUUGACAAUAAUUUUAAUGUUCUCAAAAUUUGAAAUGUCAAGUAUUGGAAAUGAAGUCUUGGAAUAUAUUUAUAUUAUGUUUCCUUGCAAUAUGUUAACUGUAUAGCUGUAAAUAACUAUUAAUACAUUUUCCCCAUCUCUUUUAUAGGCUUGAUAAAAUUCUGCUCUGAUGUUUGCUAGCUUUUAAACAUAUUUAUUUGACAGAGCAAAAGAACCUUUCUCUCCUGGUUGAUUGUGUCCUUGAAUACAAAAAUAAAAGUUAGCAGUGAUUAGUAGUUUUCA
Molecule: messenger RNA, 5410 nt
Organism: Microcebus murinus (gray mouse lemur)
Lineage: Eukaryota; Metazoa; Chordata; Mammalia; Primates; Cheirogaleidae
Source: RefSeq, a predicted model, not a curated record